CAGCCUCCGCAACCCCACGUGUCGGCAUUUGAACGCCAGUAUAAAUGCUCGUGGGGAACAACAAGUUGCAUCAGAUCACCGGUUUUUGCCAGCCCGCUUGUGCCCUCGCUUUCAACCCUGAUACGGUGCGCACUUCCCAACGCCGCACAACUCGAUUCUAGAGCAAAGUCAAACCGCCAACAUGACAACGGCAAUCUUCAGACAUAUUGACCUCACGGAACAAACGGCCAACAAGAAGCAAUGGACCAAAGUCGACGCAGACGUGACGUCCUUCAAGCGCCUGGAGCACAAACGCUCAGUGCACGACAUCCGAGGCCGGGAAUCUGACUUCACGACGGACAACUCGGGUUUCGCCGUCUACACCUCACCUUCUAACGAGAAAUCCUUCACCGAUGAUGCCACCGUCCGCGGGGGCUACUAUGAUGAGGUAGAAGCCCUCUUACGCAAAACCCACCCGGGGAUCAAGAAAGUCGUCAUCUUCGACCAUACGAUCCGCCGGCGUGUCCCUGGCGCAGCUCGUGCCCCGGUCCAGCAGGUGCACGUCGACCAAAGCCCUAAGGCGGAGGAGCUGCUCAAGGGUCGAUUCCAAAUUAUCAAUGUCUGGCGACCCAUCGAAAACCCAGCGAGCGAUUUCCCGCUCGCCGUCAUCGACUGGCGGACUACGGAGCCGGCGGACUUCGUGCCAGUCGACCUUCUCUACCCCAAGCGCGCGGAUUCAGCCAUGGACGGGAAUGCCAAUGACGAUGACGAUAGGGGCAAGGAGAAGGCGCCGGACGAGACGGCUUUGGACUCCACCGAGGGAUAUGAAGUGCGCGGAGAGACGAUGGCAGUGGCGUCGAAUCCGAAGCAUAAGUACUACUAUUUGAAGGACAUGACGCCGGACCAGGCGCUGUUGUUAAAGUGUUAUGAUUCGUUUGGGGAGGGGCAGCCGAUGGGCAGGAAGGGGGUGGCGGUUAGAACGCCGCAUACGGCAUUUGUUGAUCCGCAGACGCCGGCGGAUGCGCCGGGGAGGCAGAGUAUUGAGGUUCGGUGUUUGGUAUUUUACGAGUGAAGGCGUUAGGAUUUACGUCAUGCUAUAUGUCACUGUAUGAGAUACUUAUUAUUUUCGAGAUAAUUGUAUAGAGCCGAACGACGAUACCUGGAGGACUGACUGAAAUCGACGCGCUAGUAUUGGCAUUGAACGCAAUGCCCAAAUAUCUACUGAAGUAAACAUU
Messenger RNA from Pseudomassariella vexata, 1214 nucleotides. RefSeq lists its product as uncharacterized. Gene Ontology annotation, molecular function: oxidoreductase activity. Lineage: Eukaryota; Fungi; Ascomycota; Sordariomycetes; Amphisphaeriales; Pseudomassariaceae. The record is from RefSeq and is a predicted model, not a curated record. The coding region runs from base 182 to 1051 and encodes 289 amino acids. The transcript has a single exon.